GGGGCGGUCCCGUGUUCCCGGGGGCUGGGGCGGUUUCGGCGGUGCUCGGCCCGAGGGGCGGCGGGGGGUUCGCCGGGCCCGGGGUCUCGGUGCCGCUGGCGCACACGGGUUGUCCAUUAAUGGCCGCUCGGUCCGGAAUGAGGAACUGGGAGACUCUGUGCCAGAGCCGGGCUGCUCCGUGUCCAGACACGGCCCUUCCACCCCGAGCCCCGGCGGGGGCUCUGCACAGGAGCCGCGAUUCCUGCGCUCCCAUCCCGCCGUGACUCCACCGGGAGCAGCGGUGCUUUCCCGAGAGCCGAUCUGAGCUGAGACCGUCGUUUGUUUGUGGGUGGGUCACGUGUGCGAGGAUGGCGGAGCAGGAGCCCACGGCAGAGCAGCUGGCCCAGAUUGCAGCUGAGAACGAGGAGGAUGAACACUCUGUCAACUAUAAGCCACCUGCCCAGAAGAGCAUCCAGGAGAUCCAGGAGCUGGACAAGGACGACGAGAGCCUGCGCAAGUACAAGGAGGCGCUGCUGGGCGCCGUCACCGUGAGUGCAGAUCCCAAUGCUCCAAAUGUGGUGGUGACCAAACUGACCUUGGUCUGUGCUACAGCUCCAGGCCCCCUGGAACUGGACCUGACAGGUGAUCUGGAAAGCUACAAGAAGCAAGCGUUUGUGCUGAAGGAGGGCGUGGAGUACCGGAUAAAAAUCUCCUUUAGGGUAAACAGGGAGAUUGUGUCAGGAUUGAAGUACAUCCAGCACACAUUUCGGAAAGGUGUCAAAAUUGACAAGACCGAAUACAUGGUUGGGAGCUAUGGCCCCCGAGCAGAGGAGUACGAGUUUCUGACCCCCAUGGAAGAGGCCCCAAAGGGCAUGCUGGCCCGGGGCAGCUACAACAUCAAAUCCAAGUUCACAGAUGAUGAUAAGACUGACCACCUGUCCUGGGAGUGGAACCUGACCAUCAAGAAGGAUUGGAAGGACUAGCCCUUCCUGAGGCCAAACCCCAGAGAGCGUGAAUCAGACAGUGGCUACCGUAGAAUUCCCCCCCUGUACCAAAGUGCUGACAUUGGAACCCUCUUACCUGUCACCCCUAUUAUCAUUUGACCAGAGAGCUCAGUUUUUUAUGUGCCCCCUCCCCAGAGAAUUGCUGAGUGCAUUGACCAAACCAUGCUGUCUGCAUCUGGUCUCCAGCUGCCCGUCCUGGGGCUGUGCUGCCCCAGCACUGAGGGGAGUGCCCACUCCCUUGCCAGGCCCUUUCUUGCUUCCCACCUUCCUUUAUCCAGGAGGUGCCAAAGGGGAGGAGCCCCUGUUAGGAUCCUGUGCUUGGCUUUCCUGCGCACAGCUCAGGGUAGCUACUGCCUCCAAGUAGCUGAAGAAUUUUGGUGCCAGGCAGCUGUCAAAUCAGUUUAUUGGCUCAAGUGUUGUCUGCCUGCCCUUUCCGCCCCGUCAGUGUCCUGGGCAGCUUCAUUUGUGGAUGUUCCCUGUAACCAUGAUGCCUUAAAUGUGUAACAUGUAUCCUCUAGGGAGGGGGUCCUGCCUCUGUUACACUUUUUAAACGCCACCUGCCCUCCCCAUCUCUUGGCAUGGGCUCAGCUUGGUCACGCCCCUCAUGUGUUAUUAGGAAAGAUUCACAACUUCCCACUUCGCUGCUGGUCUGUUCCUCACCUGAGACAGGACAUCUCCAGAGGGGAGAGGGUGUGACAUCCUGGGUGACGCCUGGCCGUCCUUCCUGGCACCCCGAGCCCUGGCCUGGCUGCAGCCCAGCCUUGCCUGCGCAGAGCCCCGAGCUCUCUGAGUGCCCUGUGGCACAGGGGCUGAAGGGCAGGGCGGUGCAGGGGUCACCAGUGCUGCCAUCACCUCGCACUUCUCACUGCAGCCCAGGGAGCUGCAAAGCACUGAAAUUCCAGGACAGCACCUGCCCUCCUGGCUGUUUUGGGCUGAGGAUGGAAGAGUCUGUCUCUGCAGCUGCUCCUGAUGCGAUCAACAAAGAGCUUGCGAUGGACAAGUGUUCCGAAGCGGUUAAUGCCUUAUGUAUUUGUUCUGCCUUUAAAAUCUGUGCCUGGCCUGUCAGUAGUUAUUGCCUUGACACUCGGCCCCCGUGCCUGCCGCAGACCCGCAGCAUGCCAGCCCCACCUUGGCUGCACAGCUGUGGCUCUUGGGGCAAAGAAGCCCUAGGAGCCCCCUGCAAGACUGGGCUGGGCAGGCAUGUGCCACCUCUGCAGCCCUCCAAUUUGGAUCUACCACACCGAGGUUAGAACUGGGACCAAGUACAUGUGGCUUUCUCGUAGCUACGUCUUUGCCUCUAACUCCCCUCGCCCUGCCCUAGAGAUUUUUUUGUUAAUUUGAUUUGGUGCGUUUUGUCUGUAAGUCCUAGACCCAGGUUAACAGGUUUGGAAUCAUCGUCUGCUUCUCCUUUUAUGACAGUUAAAUAAAAUCUUUGAACUGAC
Oenanthe melanoleuca is the source of this 2425-nucleotide messenger RNA. It is a transcript of the gene ARHGDIA, whose product is annotated as Rho GDP dissociation inhibitor alpha. The transcript has 6 exons. Gene Ontology annotation, cellular component: cytoplasm; membrane; cytosol. The record is from RefSeq and is a predicted model, not a curated record. Gene Ontology annotation, molecular function: protein binding; Rho GDP-dissociation inhibitor activity. Gene Ontology annotation, biological process: Rho protein signal transduction. Lineage: Eukaryota; Metazoa; Chordata; Aves; Passeriformes; Muscicapidae. Bases 348 to 962 code for a protein of 204 amino acids.